AUGGCAAAAACCUGCAGUAACGAACACUAUAGCUUGGCAAUGAGAUCACUUCACCGUCAUCCCUUCAUCUCAGUUGUGGCAUGCUACUUCGUUUUCGGGUUACGGUUAGUCCGAGGCGACCAAGACGAUAUUAUACGUCCUUCAACCGUGGAGACCGAGGCUGGAGCAGUCAUGGGCAAAAUCGAGUCUCUUCCGCUUGGUAAAUCAGCCUACGAGUAUCUUGGUAUCCCGUAUGCAGAACCUCCAGUCGGAGACUUGAGAUUUGCUGAGCCAAAGCCUGCAAAACCUUGGACUGGAAUCAGGGAUGCAACGAGUUAUGGAAAAGCUUGCCCGCGACCGAGUCUGCCGGUGCCGAUUAGCGGUUUUGAGCCAGAACCAGAAAGCGAGGAUUGUCUUUUUCUUAACGUCUUUGUGCCAUCAACUGUCAAACCUGAUGACCAGAUGGCUGUCAUGGUGUGGAUUCAUGGCGGCGGAUUCUCUUACAGUUCAUCAACAGAAUUCCCAGGAGGCAUUCUGGCAUCAUUCAAUGACAUCAUCUUGGUGACUUUUAACUAUCGGCUGGGAAUACUGGGUUUCCUAAACAUCCCAGACACCGAAAUAAAGGGCAAUUAUGGAAUGCUGGACCAGGUCCUUGCCUUGCAAUGGGUCCAAAACAACAUUGCCAGUUUCGGCGGUGAUCCCAACAGAGUGACCUUAUUUGGUCAAAGUGCCGGGGCUGUAUCCGUGUCACUUCAGUUGCUGUCACCUUUGUCUAAAGGUUUAUUCAAAAGAGUUAUCAUCCAGAGUGGCUCAGCCUCGUACCCGCUUUACAGUGGCAAAGUGAAAGAUACCAAGCAUUUGGAAAUGUUUGCCAAUCUGGUGAACUGUAGCUUGGGUCCACAACUGAUUUCAUGCGUAAGGGGAAAAACUAUUGAAGACAUUUUGGAAGUCCAAAGCCAAAUUAUCUAUCCCGUGUACCGAGGUCCGCAAGAUAUCGCUGGUCCUGUUGUUGACGGCGAGUUUUUGCCAGAUCUACCCGAAAAACUGUUGAGAGAUGGCAAAUUUCACCGAGUUGAUGUUCUGACAGGCACUACGUCAAACGAAGGAGCCUUGUAUGCGAUGCUGCCACCAGAUCAGGUCGAGAAUGGAGUGGAAAGAAAAUUGUUUGAGUCUUUUAUCAAGGAUAGCGUCGUUUUUACCCGAGGAAGAAACGUCUUCGCUGAAAAGGCCGUUCUCUUCAAGUACACAGACCACGCUGACCCAGAAGACAAACUCGCCAUGCGGAGAUCAAUGCUUGAAUGCCUUGGUGAUUAUGCAUUUGUUGCACCCAUGCUACGGGAUGCUAAGGCUUAUUAUCAGAGAGGACUAAAGACCUACAGCUACCUGUUUAACCACACUCCAAUCCAUUCUCCGUAUCCAGAGUGGAUCGGUGUAAGUCAUGGCAUGGAACAGGGCUUUCUGUUCGGAGCACCUUUCAAGACGUUGUCAUGGUUCUUCACGAUGCUAGUGCCAAAAUAUUCUGAAACAGAGAAGGACUUAAGUCUGAAUAUUAUGAAAAUGUGGACGAGUUUUGCCAAAGAUGGGGAUCCCAGUCCACUGCCAAAUUCCGCGUUCUCUAAGUUCACAUGGCCUGAAUUCACUGAGGAUGAACAAGCUAUUCUUGUCAUUGACUUGCAACCGAGAGUAGAAUUUGGAUUCAAACACGCAGGUAUGGUUGCCUUCUGGAAUGAAUUGUUCCCAACAUUAAUUCAAGAGGGAGAAAGAGAUGCAGGAGAGACCAAGGAAAAGAUCUCGAAAGAUGAGUUGUAG
Messenger RNA from Orbicella faveolata, 1788 nucleotides. RefSeq names its product cholinesterase-like. The record is from RefSeq and is a predicted model, not a curated record. Lineage: Eukaryota; Metazoa; Cnidaria; Anthozoa; Scleractinia; Merulinidae.